This is a messenger RNA of Oryctolagus cuniculus (rabbit), 8983 nucleotides long. It is a transcript of the gene UNC5D, whose product is annotated as unc-5 netrin receptor D. Gene Ontology annotation, cellular component: membrane. The record is from RefSeq and is a predicted model, not a curated record. Gene Ontology annotation, biological process: netrin-activated signaling pathway; axon guidance. Gene Ontology annotation, molecular function: netrin receptor activity; protein binding. Lineage: Eukaryota; Metazoa; Chordata; Mammalia; Lagomorpha; Leporidae.
CGCUGCUCCGCGCGGUAGUCCGGGGCGUGCAGUGCAGCACCGCGGCGGGUCCGGUGUGCGACUCCGGCAGUGGCCGCCGCGUCUGCGGAGGCUAUGGGGACGCGCGCUUUUCCUGCGUGCGCACCCGGCGGCGGCCCGGCGCGCCCUGUCCCGCUGCCGUAGGGAGCGGCCGUGGCGUGAUCGAUCACUCGCUGACGACCCCCGGGACCCACUCGUCUCGGCCCUCUGCGUCGCUGUGCGGCUCCCAGGGAGAGCCCGGAGCGUGGAAGAGGAGCUGUGCCCCCUGAGCGUGCCCGGGAGCAUGGGGAGGUCGGCGGCGGCAGGAGGCGGCGGUGCAGGGGCGCGCCGGUGGCUCCAGUGGCUGGGGCUCUGCUUCUGGGCGGCGGGGGCUGCGGCUGCCCGAGGAGCCGACAGUGGUGAAGCCCUUCCCGAUUCCAUCCCAUCGGCUCCAGGGACGCUGCCCCAUUUCAUAGAAGAGCCAGAUGAUGCUUACAUCAUCAAGAGCAACCCGAUUGCGCUCAGGUGCAAGGCCAGGCCGGCCAUGCAGAUAUUCUUCAAAUGCAACGGCGAGUGGGUUCACCAGAACGAGCAUGUCUCGGAGGAGAGUCUGGACGAGAGCUCAGGCUUGAAGGUUCGGGAGGUGUUCAUCAACGUCACCAGACAGCAGGUGGAGGACUUCCACGGGCCGGAGGACUACUGGUGCCAGUGUGUGGCCUGGAGCCACCUGGGCACCUCCAAGAGCAGGAAGGCUUCUGUGCGCAUAGCCUAUUUACGGAAAAACUUUGAGCAAGAUCCUCAAGGAAGGGAGGUUCCCAUUGAAGGCAUGAUCGUGUUGCACUGCCGCCCACCAGAGGGCGUCCCUGCAGCUGAGGUGGAGUGGCUGAAAAAUGAGGAGCCCAUUGACUCUGAACAAGAUGAGAACAUUGACACCAGGGCUGACCAUAACCUCAUCAUCAGGCAGGCACGGCUCUCGGACUCUGGGAAUUACACCUGCAUGGCAGCCAACAUUGUGGCCAAGAGGAGGAGUCUGUCCGCCACUGUGGUGGUCUAUGUGAAUGGAGGCUGGUCUUCCUGGACAGAGUGGUCAGCCUGCAAUGUCCGCUGUGGGAGAGGAUGGCAGAAACGCUCCCGGACCUGCACCAACCCGGCUCCUCUCAAUGGUGGGGCCUUUUGUGAGGGAAUGUCAGUGCAGAAAAUAACCUGCACCUCCCUUUGUCCUGUGGAUGGGAGCUGGGAACUGUGGAGCGAAUGGUCGGUCUGCAGCCCAGAGUGUGAGCACUUGCGCAUCCGGGAGUGCACAGCACCACCCCCGAGGAAUGGGGGCAAAUUCUGCGAAGGUCUGAGCCAGGAGUCGGAGAACUGCACAGACGGGCUCUGCAUUCUAGAUAAAAAACCUCUUCAUGAAAUAAAACCCCAAAGCAUUGAGAAUGCCAGCGACAUCGCUCUGUACUCGGGCUUGGGUGCUGCCGUCGUGGCCGUUGCUGUCCUGGUUGUUGGGGUCACCCUCUACAGACGGAGCCAGAGUGACUACGGCGUGGACGUCAUUGACUCUUCUGCAUUGACAGGUGGCUUCCAGACCUUCAACUUCAAAACAGUCCGUCAAGGUAACUCUCUGCUCUUGAAUUCUGCCAUGCAACCAGAUCUGACCGUAAGCAGGACAUACAGUGGUCCCAUCUGUCUACAGGAUCCUCUGGACAAGGAACUCAUGACGGAAUCCUCACUCUUCAACCCUUUGUCAGACAUCAAAGUCAAAGUCCAGAGCUCAUUCAUGGUCUCCCUAGGUGUGUCAGAGAGAGCCGACUACCAUGGCAAGAAUCAUCCGGGGACUUUUCCCCAUGGAAACAACCGGAGCUUUACUACAAUGCAUCCCAGAAACAAAGCUCCCUACAUCCAAAACCUGUCAUCUCUCCCCACAAGAACGGAACUGAGGACAACGGGUGUCUUUGGCCAUUUAGGAGGGCGCUUAGUCAUGCCCAACACAGGGGUGAGCUUACUAAUACCACAUGGUGCCAUCCCAGAGGAGAAUUCUUGGGAGAUUUAUAUGUCCAUCAACCAAGGUGAACCCAGCCUGCAGUCAGACGGGUCUGAGGUGCUUCUGAGUCCUGAGGUCACCUGUGGCCCCCCAGACAUGGUCGUCACCACUCCCUUUGCACUGACCAUUCCACACUGUGCUGACGUCAGCUCUGAGCACUGGAACAUCCACUUGAAGAAGCGGACACAACAGGGCAAGUGGGAGGAAGUGAUGUCAGUGGAGGAUGAAUCCACAUCCUGUUACUGCCUUUUGGACCCCUUCGCGUGUCACGUGCUCCUAGACAGCUUUGGGACGUACGCCCUCACUGGGGAACCCAUCACAGACUGUGCCGUGAAGCAGCUCAAGGUGGCGGUGUUUGGCUGCAUGUCCUGUAACUCCCUGGAUUACAAUCUGAGAGUUUACUGCGUGGACAAUACACCUUGUGCAUUUCAGGAAGUGGUUUCCGAUGAAAGGCAUCACGGUGGGCAGCUCCUGGAGGAACCAAAGUUGCUGCAUUUCAAAGGCAACACCUUCAGCCUGCAGAUCUCUGUCCUCGACAUUCCUCCAUUCCUCUGGAGGAUUAAACCAUUCACCGCAUGCCAGGAAGUCCCGUUCUCCCGCGUGUGGAGCAGUAACCGGCAGCCCCUGCACUGUGCCUUCUCCUUGGAGCGCUACACGCCCACCACUACCCAGCUGUCCUGCAAAAUCUGCAUCCGGCAGCUCAAAGGCCAUGAACAGAUCCUCCAAGUGCAGACAUCGAUCCUAGAGAGUGAAAGAGAAACCAUCACUUUCUUUGCACAAGAGGACAGCACUUUCCCUGCACAGACUGGCCCCAAAGCCUUCAAAAUCCCCUACUCCAUCAGACAGAGGAUUUGUGCUACAUUUGAUACCCCCAAUGCCAAAGGCAAGGACUGGCAGAUGUUAGCACAGAAGAACAGCAUCAACAGGAAUUUGUCUUAUUUUGCUACACAAAGUAGCCCAUCUGCUGUCAUUUUGAACCUGUGGGAAGCUCGUCAUCAGCACGAUGGUGACCUUGACUCCCUGGCCUGUGCCCUUGAAGAGAUUGGGAGGACACACACGAAACUCUCGAACAUUUCGGAAUCCCAGCUUGAUGAAGCCGACUUCAACUACAGCAGGCAAAAUGGACUCUAGUCCACUUCCUCUCAUGAGACAGAGUGAUGGCCAGCUUUGGGACAUUUGCUUUAAAGAGGAAAGAAAGAGGCAGCUUUCUGCCCAGUGGCUGGGAAAUUCAGGCUUCCUUUACAAUCAGUGAGAUUCCCUGGUUGAAGAAAGUGAAUUUUUUGUAGGGAAAACAUUAACAGAGAAAGGUACAAGCUCCCGUUGAUCUAAGGGGGGGAUCUUCUAUCCCUUCUGAAUCCACACUUGGGUUAACACUGGGUGCACUCCUUGGGUUUGGAGUGGCAAAGAUAAAAGUGAGGGCAUAUCUAGAUAGAAGUAACUGUGGGAAAAGACGAGCUACUAUCAAACUGGGAAGGCAGAGAUGGAUUAAAUGCAUGUUUUGAAACAGGUUUUUAAUGAUGUGCCCCAACGGGCCAGCUUAUUCUGCUACCAGAUUGUCAGCAUUUUCUACCAACUGACAUCUGUGAUGUUGGAAAUCAUUGUAAAAUUGACUUUUAGAAGUGAAACAGAGUUGCCAACCUGUUUGUAGGACUUCAACAAUGUCAAGGAGGGCAUAUAGAAUAUAGAUCUGAGUAUAUCACACCAGCACCAAUUUCUUGUCUAUUCUAGACGUGUACUGGAGAUGAGAUUAAGAGGGAAGAUAGACCACCAACUAGCUCUUGUAGUGUACCCCACCUUCAUGUCUCCCCCUGGAGACAAAUCUACCCACAUUCUUCCCUAAUAUGGUAGAGAGCUUUUAAGGAGCAUCAUUUCACUUUUCCUUAUGGAAAUUUAUUUCUCCUAACUCAACAGAAAACACAGCCAUCUCUGUUCCCAGCUAAGCCACUCAAGUUACAGAAUGCUAUUACAACACAACUUAUUACAUAUGCAGAGGCAGGACAGGUCAAACUAGGUCCAAGGAAAUACAUGAAUUACAGAUGUCAGAGGCCUCAAAUAAGCCAAAAUUCUAGGAGGCAAGUGUCUCUCUGGUUCUCCAACAUUAUUGUUCUAAGGGAAUUAAGACAUUUACUGUACUUUUAAAUCUGGGUUCUUGAAAUUUUCUAACCUUUUGGUACUAUGUCAUCAUAAAAUCUCUCCAUAGGGCUAUAGGUCAUCCUCUUUUGUGUUUUGGGGGAAUUAUCAGAUAGUCCAUGUUCUAAAUGAUAUCCAAGUAAGCAGACCUGAGUAAUACCUCUACCACAGUAUACCAGAAAACACAUGCUUUGUUCAGGAAGCCCUCAAGCUCUGACUGCUCAACCUCACCAAUCAUGUUUUUUUCUAUGAAACCGUCCUAAUUCAUGCUUCUUUUUGUUCAAAUAAGAGGCAGUUGUAUUAUAGAGAGCUGAAAUCCAGAUAAUUUGUGACUUUGAUCUUAACACCGUAUCUUUUCAGCCUAUUCAAGUCAUUUUUGGCAAAAUGUCCAGGUAGACUAGAUAAACAGAUAUGUUCCUGUUCCUCUUCUGGUGGGUGGCUUGGUUGGCUGUCCACAAUCAGGACAACCAAAAUUAAAGAUCUAAUUUGAUCACAAAGCAGCUCAUCUGCUGCUUUAGACGUUGGCUGUAUUUGAAUAAAAUAAGAGUAGUCCUAGAAUGGAGGCUCUGGAGAACACUUGGCAGUGGGAAAUCCCAUAAAUUUAAACAUUGUUGUAGAUCACUUGUUAAAAUUAUGAAACUUCACCCAAGUUAAAAAAGAAAACACUUAAAGAUGGGUUGAAUUUAUGAUGCCCUGGAUGGGCAUUGAAGAACUCUAGAAUUGUGCUGGCUAUUUUCUAUAGCUAGCGUGUGGUAUGAUACAGUCCCAAUAUCAGAUAAAAGGCUUUGGCACAAGUAAUUCAAAUGCAUCUUCCUUUUCUCAGGAUCCAAAGCCUUACUAUAUAGAACCACCCAUCAACUUAGAACUGUCAAGCAUAUUUUCAAAAUACCAUGUCAAGAUCAGAAAAACAUCCCUUUGCUAGGGUAUUCGACUUAUAAGGAACAAUCGAGUGAAAUGGAACUCAUUUGACAUGGCUGAUAAAAUGUUUGUAAGAGAAAGAGCUAGAAGUCAAUGGACAAUCCCUUGCAAUAAAUUAGAAUUAGUUGGCAUCAGCGGUAUGCAGAAGGUAUCUGUGUUACCUGUUGAAUAAUAGUUUAUAUAAAAUUUAUUGAAUCAUAUUUUAAUAUCCAUCUUAGAGGCUUUUUGUUUUAAACCACGCUAUUACCUUUUUCUCUCUGAGCUUCUAAUUGAUUCCACACAGAUCCUUUUUAGAUCUUUGAUACUUUAAUACUUUUUAAAAUGAAAAAUUUAAAUAAUUUCCCCUCCGAUCUAUCAAGAUUAUUUUAAAAUGAGAUUAUUGUCAAUCUCUGAAUAUCUAGGAUUUCCUUCCAGGAUUUAUAUCUGGCCUGGGUUUUAUAAAUGCAUUUAAACAUCACAUCACAUAGAGUAACAAAGGAAAGAAAGAAAUUGACAUAUUUCACCUCCAAUUUCAGCCCAACAUUUAAUCAAAUUCAUCUUUAAGUCUCAUUUGCAGCUUUUUUUACAUUUCUCUUAUGAAAUAUAUGAAAUUCUAUGGUCAUUGUAUGGCAAGACUAUGCAGUACUUAACAAUAGUCUCAAAGAGAACCCAUGUUUGUGACUUACAGACCACGGUGGAGGUAGAGACUGAAAAUCAAAGACUUACCUCACACUUGAACUUGUGGUUAUGCACAGUGACCUAAAAACUGUGGUAUUACAAUAUUUGCGUGUCAACAUACAUGUCUUUUGUUGAAAGAGAGUUGCUUGUCAUUACAAGCACUUAAUUUGGAAGUCUUAGUGCAAAAAUGAAGCAAAAAUUAAAAGUGACCUUUAAUGCUUGGCAGGUUACUUAAAAUUUUUUACAAAAUAUCCCACUUACCAUUGAAUCUUUUAAUACUCAAAGAAAUUUAAGUCAUAUAGUCAUGCUUUAAAAAUGACUUAAAAUUAUGCCAAAAUGGCUCACUUCACGGCUUCACAAGACUGAAGCAUCAUAAAGAUAAUUUACAGCCUUUACAACAUGGCUUGUGCAGUCUUAUGGGUUUACAUUAAAAUCCUUUAAGCCAAAAGGAAGCUCGCUCUAUGGAUUUAAAUGCAAACUUCAUUUACCAGUGCAGGAAGUCUCAUAAAACUCAGAUGUACUCCCACAAAAUUUUUAUUGUCCUUUUUGUAAGAGAUGAAAAGGAAUUGACACAGUUCUUUUUAAAGAGGGGCACUUUUCUCUUUUUAUUAUUUUUUAUCUUCAACAGCAGAGGUAUUAUCCUGUGCCACAGUCCCUUUAUUUUCAGUUGACUUUGAGAGGAAAUAUUAAGUCAGAUCGCUUAACCAGAGUUCUCUUUGGAUUAAAAAUGUGAGCUUAAUUGCAAUUUUGGAUGACCAAAAUUGUCAACCUAGGGAUUGAUAAGCAAAAGUAGAAUAUUCAACUGGUAGAAAUGGUUUUAAGUAGUAUUCUACACUUGCCUAACUUUUGGCAAAUUUACCUGUGAAUUUCAAAAUAUUGUAACAUCUUUUGACUUGCUUCUCACCCCUCUCCCCCUUUUUGGUCAUUUUCACUUCAAUUUCUUAGUCUCUCUGCCCUCUGCAGAUUUGUUGAAUGACAUAGCUACCAAAUGUGGUGAAGCUCUCUCAGAGGGUUUGUCCCAGCUCUGUAGAGACCACAGAAGCCAAGAAGGAGCUAAGAGAAACCAGUCUGGCUGGCCCAUUGUGUGGCCCAUUUUCAUUACGUUUCCUCAUGAAACAUUGCAGAGUUUGAAUCCUUAGUAACUCCCAUUGCCUGGCCUGGAGGUGGCAGCCACAGCAAAUGGGAGUGCAACAUGUUGGCCUACAGAUAGUGACAAAAUCUUAUUAGCCCUUUGGUGUUAGUUGCCCUAGCGCUGUAUUUGAAAAUUGAUGCUUUAGCCAAAAGCUGAAUGGCCACCGUUUCUGUAGUUUCCACUGUUUUUGUCUGCAUAGAAUUUUCCUGAACUACAAGCAAAAAUGUAUUUUGUCAAAUGUCACAAAAGUGAAAAUGUUACUAAUCUUAGAUGUGUUGCAUAUUUUGUGUUUUUCCUUUCCAAACUCUUUCGAAAGCUGCAGUUACAAAGCUGUUUGGCUGUAUUGACAGCAUGUGGUGUUUUUGCAAAAGCAAUUCUAGGAGAGCCAGUGUCUACGCGGACUCCUCACAUCCCUGCAAUGGGGUCGAUGACAAUAUUGAAAUAGCCAUCUGUGUGCUCUGACUUUUCAAAAAGAAAGAGAGAAGGGGAUGGGAAUUAGACCUGGCCGUUAGUCACUAGUGUGUAGUGCUGUGAUCUGAAGUAGGAACUUUAACUCACAUAGAAUAAUUGUGGUUUUUGAAGCAGCUACUCAUUGCUUUUUCCUUUUGCUGUGAACAUCUUGGAUUCGGAAUGUCCUCAUGAGGUGGGCCUGAGACAGUAACAUUGGAACUUCAUGUCUCAGAACCCACCUACUCCAUUGGAACCCAGUGAUUAAAAAGGCAGGAAGCUUCAUGGAUUAGGAUUAAACUUCCCUUCCCUACUCCCGAUAUUCCGUUCAGCAUGGGGUAUGUCGGUCUUCCCCAAACGUUAUAGCUUCAAAUAAUAGAUUUGAAUAGAUUCACCACAAUUGGUAACAUGUUCUUUGCAUGAAUGGCAAUACCUGUCAAAAUUCUUUUACAAAAGGCACGAUUACAACAAAAAUGCCCUUUGCCUCCACUUUUACUAACCCUUAGGUAUUUCCCUUACGUCAAGCAAUUAUUUACCUACAAAUUCCAAAAUUGAACAAGUUAUGCAAUUUCCUUAAAAUUAUCCAGGGUAGAGAUUGAACUGUGGUUCUGAUGAAUCAUCACAGGAGAGGUGAUGUUCUAGGGGAGUUUGGAAGAGUAUCAUGCUUAUGACCCCAUUACUGACACUACAGCUGGUAAUUCUGAUGCUGCUCCAGUCGAGAGCUCUGAUGAUAGAGAUGGAAAUCACCAGCAGGCAGCCAUGUAGGCCGCAGCAGAGGGUAAGGGAAAACAUCUCUUCAGAAGCACUCCCCAAGGUUUAGCCUGGCAUCCACGGGCCACUCCCAUUCAACAUUUCUCCCUAAAAAGAUGGGGAAGAAUAGGCACUGUGGCAAUUUUUUUUGUCUUUGUUUUUUGGGGGUCAGGCAAUGGGUUUUUUCCUUUGCUGAACUGGAAUAAAGACAUAGAAUUUCCCAUUCUUCAUAACUGUUUCUGAUUGGUACAUGCAACCCAGUAAUUCUUGACCUAAAAAUAUUUCAGUCAUAAGCAUUUUUGACCCAAACUCAAAAAACUAAGUUGUGUGUAACCACCACCACCACCCCCCACUUUGUAUAUGGAAGAUUUCAAAAACAGAUUUCAUUUCGUUCUGUUUAUUUUGGGAAGGUGCGUGGGGGGUGUUUUUUCAAGUGAUUCAUAUAUCAAACCCAUACCACUCUCCACUUUGAUUUGAUGUGUUCAAAGCCAAAAAAGAAGACACAACAGCAGGGCUGAACACUUAAUUUGACAUGAAGCUGAAGGAGUGAGCAAGCCAGAGGAGAGAGUGUGAAGAAAGCAUGGCCUUGGCUUCAUACCACACUUUUUGUGCCUUGUAUUAUCAAUGUAAAUUCUGAAUGUUGUACAGUAAAUCCUCGAAUGGACUUCUUAGAGAACGCUGCACUGGCUUCUUUUUCAGCACAUGUACAUAUCUAUAAAUAUAUAUACAUAUAUAUUUGGUAAUGCCAAACAGCUGUGUUAUAUUGUAUUGAACAAAAUGGACGGUUUGGAUGUUUUAUGUAAGUUUGCAAAAAAAAAAAAAAAAACUGGAUGGUUACGGACUUUUCAAGAUAAAUGUACAGACGUCAAUUACUGCAUAUCAGUUAUUUAUGAAUAAAGAGUCUUUUAUUGACAUUU